AUGAGUUAGUUUGUAAUCUUGCCAUUGAAAUAGUGCCCUAUAGUAUGUCAUAUCCCAGUGACAAACACUAUAAACCAGAUAUUAAUAGUAUUCGGAAAGUUCACCAGUGAUAUUGUUUAUAAAAUUAAAGCACACUGAUAUAUUUAAUUCAAGUCUAAUUAUUUUUGAUUGACACUAGAUGAAACAAUAUCAGUGUAUCAAUCUUAGAAAUACCCUGCAACCCUGACGACAAUCUAUCAAGUGACUACAUGUGGGAUUGCUAUCCCACAGGACUUUGUUCCUCAGAGGGACAGAUUGUCCCUUUGUGCUCCUGUGAUUGCUUAUGAGCCACACAUUUGCCCCUGAGGACCCCAUCUGAGCACAUUAUCAAGAAUUUUGGUGACGUAAUGGGCAACUUAAAGAUAAGAGACUAUGACAGCAUUACAUCUUUUCUUGGAUCUUGGGGACCCUUCCAACUGAGGAUUUUUUUUGCACUGGCCAUUAGCAUUCUCCCGAAUGGGUUUAUUGGCAUCUAUAUAGUAUUUGUAGGUGACACCCCACCUCAUGAAUGCUACAUACCUGAAAACUAUAGCCUUAGUGAGAUGUGGAGAAAUGUGACGAUUCCAUUGGAAACAGUGGAUGGCACCGCGAAGCGUAGCUCUUGCUCGAGGCUUAACCUGGAAAUUGUCAGGAACUACUCUGCAAAUAACAUCAUCCCAGAUGUGGGUGUGAAUGUGAGUGAAAUUCCUUUGGAGGGUUGUCUUGAUGGGUGGACAUACAGCAAAGAAAUCUACCAGUCAACCAUUGUCACAGAGUGGGACUUGGUAUGUGAGAAUGCAUACAAAACUCCACUGACCACUUCUAUCCAUUACGCUGGUGUACUAUUGGGAGCAUAUAUAUCAGGCCAGAUGUCUGACAGGUAUGGAAGGAGGCCAGCACUCUUUGGCAUGAUGGUUCUUCAGACUGUGGCAAUUACUGCGCAAAUUUUCUCCCCAAGCUGGGAGGUCUUCAGUUUCAUUUUCUUCCUCGUGGGUGCAGGGGGAUUCUCCAACUAUAUCAUUGCAUUUGUGCUGGGCUCAGAAAUUCUAAGCUCAAAAGCUCGAGUUGUCUUCUGCUCCCUUGGGGUUUUUAUGGGCUCAGCUCUGGGAUACAUGGCAAUGCCAGCAGCUGCAUAUUUCCUCCGUGACUGGCGGAUGCUGCUGAUACCCAUGGCUGCAUCUGGCCUGAUUUACAUACCUCUGUGGUGGUUAGUCCCAGAGUCUCCUCGCUGGCUGCUCUCUCAGGGAAGAGUGGAAGAGGCCGAGGUCAUACUGAAAGACGCUGCCAAGAGUAAUAAUGUAGAGGCUCCACAGGCCAUUUUUACACAAGCUGAGAUUGAAGAUGCGUUGGCUAUGAAAGACAAGAAAUACAACAUUUUUGUCAUCUGGAGCAGCUGCAAUAUAUUGACUCUUACUGUACUGUGUUCACUCCUGUGGUUCGUCAUCACCAUUGGUUACUAUGCUUUAAUCCUCAACACUUCAAACCUGCAUGGUGACCCUUAUUUAAACUGCUUCCUGUCUGCUGCAACAGAGGUGCCAGCUUAUAUAAUUGCCUUGUUACUGCUCCAGUACUGCUCCAGGCACCUCUGCCAGUCUUCUACACUCUUCCUUGGAGGCGUUAUGAUCCUCUGUGUUCACGUCAUUCCAAUGGAUUUACCGGGCGUGGCUUUAUUUCUUGAGAUGUUGGGGAAAUUCGGCAUAACAGCAGCAUUUUGUGUGGUGUACGCCGUCACGUCAGAGCUCUUCCCCACUGUUAUUAGAAAUACAGCCAUGGCGUAUUGUUCCAUGGCUGCUCGUGUUGGAACCAUCAUCUCCCCCUUUAUCAUUUACCUGGGACGAUACUUCAAGACACUCCCUUACAUAUUGAUGGGAGCUUUAGCAAUUUCUGGUGCCCUCUUGUGUUUCCUGCUGCCAGAAACUCAUGGGAAGCAUUUACCAGAGACCAUAUCACAAAUGCAGCAGAUAUGUGGGCGAAGAGGAAAAAAAGAAAAGGAAGAGGAGAAUGGACCGAGCACAGCUGAUUAUCAGAGUAGAGAAUCCAAGUUAUAGUUCAUUAUGUCCUUUGUUGUUUUUUAGCAUCAAAGGUUCUGUCAUGAAACAACAGUGGUGCUCAAAGACUAUAACUAGACUGCAUGUGAUACAUUUUAAAUCACAUUUACUGUCCUAUAAGACUUUUGUCCCCAGAUGUAUUGGUUUUUAUGUAGUUUCGUUUUAUGUAUUUUUGGACAACAUAUCCUGUGAAUUUAACUUAUUGUGAGGCAUGUUGUCAAUCAGUUUGUAAAAAUGUAUCAAUAAAAACACUUACAACUUUUAAA
Thunnus maccoyii (southern bluefin tuna) is the source of this 2332-nucleotide messenger RNA. RefSeq names its product solute carrier family 22 member 4-like. The record is from RefSeq and is a predicted model, not a curated record. Gene Ontology annotation, cellular component: membrane. The transcript is spliced from 11 exons. Gene Ontology annotation, molecular function: transmembrane transporter activity. Gene Ontology annotation, biological process: transmembrane transport. The coding region runs from base 387 to 2066 and encodes 559 amino acids. Lineage: Eukaryota; Metazoa; Chordata; Actinopteri; Scombriformes; Scombridae.